Messenger RNA from Pseudocercospora fijiensis CIRAD86, 1189 nucleotides. RefSeq lists its product as uncharacterized. The coding region runs from base 1 to 642 and encodes 213 amino acids. The record is from RefSeq and is a predicted model, not a curated record. Lineage: Eukaryota; Fungi; Ascomycota; Dothideomycetes; Mycosphaerellales; Mycosphaerellaceae. The transcript has 7 exons.
AUGGUGGGCGUGGCUGGUUGCGUGAGGUCGGGGCAAGGUGGGCGCAGUGUGGAAGUCAAGCGUGAGCCAGGGAUAUUCGGUAUGCCCGUUUCGUGUCCUGGACUCGUGGAGCCGAGCCUAGCUCCCGCCCUCCAGCCUCACGCAGCUCGCGCAGGCGCAGGCGCAGGCAGUCCACAGAGAGUCGUCAGCCCGGCUCCAGAUCGCCGUGCAGUAGCCACCUCGCGCCACCAACCCUUGAGCCGCUGCAAUGGUCACCACUCACCAGUCACCACUCACCACACGGUCACGGGUCUUCCCAAGCGAGAUGCGGAUGCAGCCCGUAAACGCUUAGCUCGAGCCUUGCACCCCAAAGCAUUGCAUACACCUCAUAUCAUCAACUUGCUGCUUGUCAUCUCAUCACUACUCGACGAGGAGACGAGACUUCUGAUCAUGCCACCUCACAUACGACUUCCUACCGAAAUCCGAUCCAUCGUUGCAGCCCCUGACCAGCCCCUCAACAAGAAAAGUGAGGAAUAUGAAUAUCGAAGGGAAGUAGUCACUAUGCCUAGAGCUACAAUGCAUCAAUUCCUGCAAUCAUACCCAUGUCCAAAACUUCUUUUCCUUCGCUUCAACGCUGUGCAGUUGGUCCUUUUAACCCUGUGACCCCUUCUCAAUGCGAUGCGAUGCAUUUACUCUUCGUAGAGAUCCAUAUCUCCCCCAUCACCAUUCAAUUCUUCCAUCGCAUCUUCCUCGUCAAACAUUUCUGCAUCAUCCGCAUCCGACAUGUCGCUCUCGCCAUGGUUUGGUAGAACGACAAUGUGGCCAUCUUCGAGCUCCACACGAGCCGUCUCGCCAUCUCUGAUUGACCCUCUGAGGAUGAGAACGGCCAUGCGAUUGAGCACUUCCUUCUCGAUGAGUCGUGCCAAAGGACGAGCACCGUAGGCAGGUGAGUAUCCAGCUGCGCCCAGAUAGUCCUUGACUUCAUUCGACAGAUCGAUCUUAGUCGGUUGAAAAUGACGAUGCUAGAGAUACGGUUCAGGAACUCAGGCAGGAAGUAGUUUCGCAAAGCCUGCAUCACAAGCUCCUUGGUUGUCGGAUCAAUUCUGCCAUCGGCAGCAUUCGGUCGCGCAAGGUACUCUGCGCCCAAGUUCGAUGUCAUCACGACGAUACAGUUCUUCGCGUCGAUGAUACGUCCUUGGCCGUCGGUGAU